AUGGGAGUGAAAGUUGACGGCCGGCAUUUACACCAUCUUCGUUUCGGUGAUGACAUCGUUGUUAUAACAUCAAGCAUCAAUCAGACGCAACGGAUGCUGGCAGAAUUUGAUGAGACGUGUAAAAAGAUCGGUCUUCAGCUGAACCUAGACAAGACGAUGUUUAUGAGGAACGGAUUUGUUUCUGAUGUCCCAUUCACGCUCAACGGAAUGAACAUAUCCGAAUGCUUCAGCUAUGUAUAUCUAUGUCGGGAAAUCAACAUGGUGAACGACCUGACCUCCGAGCUGGGCAGAGAGAAACGAGCGGUUUGGGGAGCAUUCAACAGCAUCGAGGAUGUUGUGAAGAGGACGAAGAACAUCUGGUUCCAUGCUCACUUAUUCAACACCACCGUUCUUUUUGCUUUGACCUACGCUUCAGAAACGUGGGCGUUUCGCAAGCAGGAGAAAAUGCGAUCAGCGUCAUAG
Messenger RNA from Necator americanus (New World hookworm), 462 nucleotides. RefSeq lists its product as uncharacterized. Bases 1 to 462 code for a protein of 153 amino acids. The transcript has a single exon. Lineage: Eukaryota; Metazoa; Nematoda; Chromadorea; Rhabditida; Ancylostomatidae. The record is from RefSeq and is a predicted model, not a curated record.